This is a messenger RNA of Scomber japonicus (chub mackerel), 1088 nucleotides long. RefSeq names its product aquaporin 12 (gene aqp12). The coding region runs from base 93 to 932 and encodes 279 amino acids. Lineage: Eukaryota; Metazoa; Chordata; Actinopteri; Scombriformes; Scombridae. Gene Ontology annotation, cellular component: membrane; cytoplasm. The transcript is spliced from 3 exons. Gene Ontology annotation, biological process: transmembrane transport. Gene Ontology annotation, molecular function: channel activity. The record is from RefSeq and is a predicted model, not a curated record.
CCACGUUGUCAAACAGAAAGCCCAGGCUUGAGCUAAAACCCUCAUUCAUUUCCCUUCUGAAAAGAAACAGCUGAGGACAUCUGCUCUGAGCCAUGUCUGGACUGAACGCAUCUCUCGGAUACUUCCUGGCAUGUGUCAUUUUUGCAGCCUCGGUCCGAGCACUGCUUAAAAAAUGGCCACGGUUUAGCUUCAUGUUAGAGUUUGCCUCCUCUUUCAUGCUGGUGGGAUGCUGGCUGGAGGUGCAGACCAUUGUGGAGGUGGGUCAGUGGGCUGGGGGCUUGGGUCCUGAUGUGACUGUGACCAUACUGUUUGUGCUGCUGCUGACCCACGGCAUCAUCUGUGGUGGUGCAUCAGGGAAUCCCAACCUGGUUCUGCUGAAGUUCCUGCAGCUGGAGGCCACCACCCUGCCCACUCUCCUCGCUGUUGCAGCCCAGUUUCUUGGGGCCCACCUGGCCCUCCUUGCAGCUACAUUCUACUGGGGCCUGGAGCUGACAGACAUGCACAUGAUCAAAAACCUGAUGUCAAGCCAGUGCAGCUCAUCACUGCUGGUCUCUUUGCUGCAGGGUUUUUUCACUGAGUGUAUCUGUGCGCUCAUCUUUCACCUCGUCCACCUAAGCCUGAGACGCAGAUCUGCUCUGAUCCGGGUGCCCCUGAUCGCUGUCCUCCUCACAUUCCUGUCUCAGAUAGCCAGUGGCUACACCUCAGCUUACAUGAAUCCAUCCUUAGCCUACGGCCUCACCUUUCACUGUCCUGGAUUUACCUUAAAAGAGUAUGCAGUGGUCUACUGGCUGGGCCCUGUCACAGGCAUGAUGCUGGCUCUUAUCUUGUACAUGGGCCAUAUUCCAAGGAUCUUUGCCAGGAACCUUCUAUAUUUUCAGAAGACUCGUUUCAGAGUGCCAAAGGGGGACAAAGGAGAAAAGAAGAAAGUGUGAAAGAAAUUGCCUCUCUCUGUUUUAUAAAUCAACCCUUUAGGAAAGUACUUGACAACAAAUGGCCAGUGGUAAAAUCAGAUAUUUACUUUCAGUGAUUCAAGCCUGUACAGAAAAAAAAAAGAUCUUUGGAAGAAAAAUAAAGUAUUUUACUUGUUC